Molecule: messenger RNA, 862 nt
Organism: Ctenocephalides felis (cat flea)
Lineage: Eukaryota; Metazoa; Arthropoda; Insecta; Siphonaptera; Pulicidae
Gene: veli
Product: protein lin-7 homolog C
Exons: 4
Coding region: 171-761 (196 amino acids)
Biological process (GO): protein localization to basolateral plasma membrane; neurotransmitter secretion; maintenance of epithelial cell apical/basal polarity
Cellular component (GO): cell-cell junction; synapse; basolateral plasma membrane
Molecular function (GO): protein binding
Source: RefSeq, a predicted model, not a curated record
UAUAAAUUGUAUAUAUGAGCAAUGAAUCAAUUUUUUAAACAUUUUGAUUUUCCUGGGCCCUGUAGCAAACUUGAUAUUUGACAACUGAACCAUCAAAGCUAUAUAUAAAUAUUAAUCGAAUUUCUAUAAAUCUUAAACACAUAUUUUGAAUUAAAGAUAGUAAAUUAACAAUGGCAGCGGGGGCUGAGCCUUUGUCACUAGCUAAAGAUGUCAAAAGAGCCUGCGAGCUCCUUGAUAAAUUACAAAUGACUGGAGAAAUACCAGCCACAAAAAUAGCUGCCUUACAAAAAGUUUUACAAUCCGAUUUUUUUACUGCCGUUCGCGAAGUUUAUGAACAUAUUUAUGAAACAGUAGAUAUUCAAGGUUCUGAAGACAUAAGAGCAUCAGCAACAGCAAAGGCUACUGUUGCAGCUUUUGCAGCCAGUGAGGGCCAUGCACAUCCACGAGUUGUUGAAUUACCUAAGACAGAUGAAGGCUUAGGGUUUAAUGUAAUGGGUGGAAAAGAACAAAAUUCUCCAAUAUACAUAUCAAGAAUUAUACCAGGUGGUGUAGCUGAUCGUCAUGGCGGUUUGAAGCGUGGAGAUCAACUGCUUUCAGUCAAUGGAGAUUCUGUUGAUGGAGAAAAUCAUGAAAGAGCUGUAGAAUUAUUAAAACAAGCAGUGGGCUCUGUGAAACUAGUCGUUCGCUACACACCAAAAGUUUUAGAAGAAAUGGAAAACCGUUUUGACAAGCAACGUGUACGCAGACGACCACAGAAUUAGAUAAAUAAAAACCUUUUAUCCUCAAUGGACAUCGUAGUUUAUAGUCAGCAGAUUCACUUAUUUAUUUAUAUCCUUAAUUUAAUAUAUCUUUUACCUACACC